AUGGACAGGUGGUACUCAGGCGGCAGCUCCAAGGGGGAUGUGGACCCAUUCUACUACGACUAUGAGUCUGUCCGCAACGGGGGCCUGAUCUUCGCUGCCCUGGCGUUCGUCGUGGGGCUCAUCAUCAUCCUCAGCAAAAGACUCCGCUGUGGGGGCCAAAAGAAGCAUCGGCAAGUCAGUGAAGAGGAGCUGUAA
Messenger RNA from Trichechus manatus latirostris (Florida manatee), 195 nucleotides. It is a transcript of the gene FXYD2, whose product is annotated as FXYD domain containing ion transport regulator 2. The transcript is spliced from 5 exons. Bases 1 to 195 code for a protein of 64 amino acids. The record is from RefSeq and is a predicted model, not a curated record. Lineage: Eukaryota; Metazoa; Chordata; Mammalia; Sirenia; Trichechidae. Gene Ontology annotation, cellular component: membrane. Gene Ontology annotation, molecular function: sodium channel regulator activity. Gene Ontology annotation, biological process: regulation of sodium ion transmembrane transporter activity; monoatomic ion transport.